AUGCGAGCAUAUAAUCCUCGAGCGUUGCGUUGGGCUACUCCCAUCCGCCCCCCACGGCCCCGAACGCGAACCGCAGGGCUCGAUAGUCUCUUUCACCGACGCCAUGUCCCGACACGCGAAACGCCGACUUCAAAUGGGACUGCCAUGCCCGUUCGGAGCUUCUCCAGCUCGAGACCGGCGCAAUUCAUGCUAGAUGCAGAUUCUACGAUCUACGCACUAUCAACGGCUCCCGGGAGAGCUGCGAUUGCCGUCGUGCGCGUAUCUGGUCCUGCAUGCGUCUCGAUCUAUAAUGGACUGUGUCCCCAAUCUCCACUACCAAACCCCCGCUUCGCAGCCCUGCGCACGCUCUACGACCCGACAAAGCCGCCUUCCGCAAAUACAGUCCUCGACGCCGGCGCUUUAGUCCUCUACUUCCCGGGCCCGAAAACCGUAACAGGUGAAGACGUCCUGGAACUGCAUAUCCACGGCGGCCCAGCAAUCGUCAAAGCCGUCCUGAGCGCCAUCGCAAAAUCAAGCACAGACCCCAACACCACCAUCCGAUACGCCGAACCAGGUGAAUUCACCCGCCGCGCCUUCGUGAACGACCGCCUCAGCUUACCGCAGAUCGAAGCGCUGGGCGAUACCCUCUCCGCGGACACGGAGCAGCAGCGACGGUUGGCUGUCCGCGGAUCCAGCGAUGCGCUGCUGAAGCGCUAUGAACUCUGGCGGCAGCAGCUUCUGUAUGCGCGCGGGGAAUUGGAGGCUUUGAUUGAUUUCUCUGAGGAUCAGCAUUUUGACGAGUCAACGGAGGAGCUGGUAUCUUCUGUUUCGGUGCAGGGGGAGUUGUUGAGGAAUGGGAUUCGGGUUGCGCUUUUGGGGGCUCCUAAUGCUGGCAAGAGCUCGUUGCUUAAUCGGAUUGUUGGGAAGGAGGCGGCUAUUGUGAGUACCGAGGAGGGGACGACGAGGGAUAUUGUUGAUGUUGGGGUUGAUCUUGGGGGUUGGUAUUGCAAGCUUGGUGAUAUGGCUGGGAUUCGGGCGGAGGGCGAUGCUGCGGGUCCUGCUGGACGGGGUGUUAUUGGUGACGUUGAGAAGGAGGGGAUACGGAGGGCCAGGGAGAGGGCUUUGGAGUCGGAUGUUGUUGUUGUCGUUGUCUCGCUCGAGGAGACUUCAAUAGGCCCGAGGCUUUUGGUCGAGCCGGAGGUUCUUGAUGCUGUCAAUGAUUGUGUCAAGGCGGACAAGUGUCUCGUCGUUGCGAUCAACAAAUGUGACAGACUGACCCCUGAUGAGAGGGGCAGUUCAAUUCCUCAAGUCUUGGAAGAGACAAUUUCUGACGUCUUCCCGGCCGUGCCUAGGGAACGAGUCUUUGCUAUUUCCUGCAAUGAAGCACAACAGGGGAUCUCACCGCUGAGCGAAACAGAUCCCGGCCAUCUACAGACAUUUCUACGUGGAAUGAUCUCGACUUUUGAACAGAUUGCCUCUCCGCUGGGCAUGGAGGGAGAUACCAGUGGCCAAUAUGAUAUUUCGUAUUGGGAAGAUUCAUUGGGGGUGACUCAUCGACAAAGCUCUAAUCUACAAAAAUGUCUCGACCACCUGGAAGAUUUCCUAUCCCAAACGUCCCCCUCCACCGACCCCGACGCAACCCCUCUUGAGCGUGGCUUUGCUGCCGAAGAGGCAGAAAUUGACAUUGUCACAGCGGCCGAACACCUGCGAUUUGCAGCGGAUAUGCUGGCGAAAAUCACCGGCAAGGGCGAGAGCGGAGAUGUUGAAGACGUGCUGGGGGUCGUGUUCGAGAAAUUUUGUGUCGGCAAGUAA
Penicillium argentinense is the source of this 1791-nucleotide messenger RNA. Its product is annotated as tRNA modification GTPase. Bases 1 to 1791 code for a protein of 596 amino acids. Gene Ontology annotation, cellular component: mitochondrion; cytoplasm. Gene Ontology annotation, biological process: tRNA wobble uridine modification; tRNA methylation. The record is from RefSeq and is a predicted model, not a curated record. NCBI's taxonomy places the organism in Eukaryota, Fungi, Ascomycota, Eurotiomycetes, Eurotiales, Aspergillaceae. Gene Ontology annotation, molecular function: protein binding; GTPase activity; GTP binding. The transcript has 4 exons.